Molecule: messenger RNA, 537 nt
Organism: Huiozyma naganishii CBS 8797
Lineage: Eukaryota; Fungi; Ascomycota; Saccharomycetes; Saccharomycetales; Saccharomycetaceae
Gene: OCA2
Product: Oca2p
Exons: 1
Coding region: 1-537 (178 amino acids)
Cellular component (GO): cytoplasm
Molecular function (GO): phosphatase activity; inositol diphosphate tetrakisphosphate diphosphatase activity
Source: RefSeq, a predicted model, not a curated record
AUGCAACUUACACACUAUAUACCGCCGCUGAAUUUCUCACCCGUGAUAGCCGCGGAUGUGUCGCUAUACCGAUCCGGCUACCCUAUGCCGAUAAACUAUUCGUUCAUUAGGGACCAGUUGAAUUUGCAGACGAUAAUAUACGUUGGGGAUAAGACGGACCUUUCGGAGGAGUACGUUACAUUUUUGCGGGAACAAGGGAUCCGGUUCCACCGGAUAGAGAUGGAGUCGUGUCGGGAGGAGCACAUCCAGGAACGAAUAGAGGAGGUGUUGAAGUUGGUGUUGAACGUGAACAAUUUCCCGAUCUUGAUACACUCGAAUAAGGGGAAGCACAGGGUGGGUGUCAUUGUUGGUAUAAUUAGGAAGCUGUUGCAAGGGUGGUCCAUCUCUGGUAUAUAUCAGGAGUAUGGGUUGUUUUCUGGCGGGAUGAAGGACGAGGUGGAUUUGGAGUUUAUCACCAUGUUUGAAACUGACAUUGCUGUUGAGAAGGAUAAACUGCCUCGUUUUGCUAAAAUAUACAAACCCAUUAGAGGUGAUUAG